Durio zibethinus is the source of this 1797-nucleotide messenger RNA. Its product is annotated as BTB/POZ domain-containing protein At3g19850. The record is from RefSeq and is a predicted model, not a curated record. Lineage: Eukaryota; Viridiplantae; Streptophyta; Magnoliopsida; Malvales; Malvaceae.
UUAUCAUACCUACAUGGCUCUAUUAUUUCUACCUAUAGUUCUAGGCUUCUCUAUUUAUAAACAUAUUCAUUUCUUUCUCUCUUCUUCCACUGCAAACCCUUCAGUGUUUCUCCUUUGUCACAUACCAACAAAAGCCUCCUUUGGUUUCUAUGAUUCAUGGGUGAAACCUGGAAAGCAGCAAUGCCUCAGUUUAGCAAUCUCCAAAUUCACAUUAAUGAUCAACAAGUAUUCUUUGUUAACGAGAAUAUUAUAUCAGCUUACUCAGGAAGGUUGAAAAAGAUCAUUAGAAAACAAAAGAGAAGAACCCAGAUUGAAAAUUCAGUUAUACAACUCAAUGACUUUCCUGGCGGUCCAGAUGGAUUUGAGCAAGUUUCAAGAUUCUGUUACAGCUACGGCAGAGCUGAAAUCACAGUUUCCAAUGUGUCAUUGCUUUAUUGCUGUGCAUUUUUUCUUGGUAUGACUGAGAAAGCCUCAACCAACAAUCUCUUGAGACAAACAGAGAAGUUCUUUGGAGGAAUGUUUAACUGGUCCUGGAAUGAUAUAAUUACUAGCCUAAGGAACUGUGAGUCAUUCUUUUCAUAUGCAGAUUCAUAUGGUCUAAUCCAAAAGCUCAUUUUUGCACUGUUAGCAAAGAUUGUUCAGAAUUCAGAUAUGAACUUCAUCACUUCUUCUUCUUCAUCUUCAUCUUCUCCUGAAACAAGCUAUGGCUUCAGAUUCCCUUCCACAUCCAAAGCCACUCCUAAAACAGCCAGUCCAUGUAAUAAAUCAGGCAAGGUUUGGUGGUUCGAUGACUUGACAAUACUAAGUCCAAAGAUUAUUGAAAAAAUUGUCAAGAAUUUGGGUGCUUAUGGGAACAAAAACGACAGCUUUACACUCACAAGGUUCCUUCUCCAUUACCUGAAAAGUAGAGCCCAAGGUUCACCAACCUCAAAAUCUGAAAAUAGUGGUCUGGCAGAAACGGCUGUUCAUGGGGUCAUCCUGGUAGGAAAAACUAAAUUUUCUUGCAGGAAACUGUUUUGGGUGUUGAGAGUGGUUUCUGCAUUUAGCCUCAGCAAAGACUGCAGGGUAGGCUUGGAGAGAUUAAUCGGUGAGAAUCUUGAUGAAGCAACUGUCGAUGACUUAUUGGUAUCUGGACAUAACAAGGGUGUUUAUGACGUUAAUCUUGUAAUAAGAUUGAUAAAAGUAUUUAUCAACGGUAUAGCGGUGUCUUCACUGAAGAUGAAGAAGUUUGGAAGAUUAAUUGAUAAUUACUUGAGAGAAAUAUCUCCGGACCAGAACCUGAAUAUCUCUAAGUUUCUUGCAGUAGCUGAGAGUUUACCUGAAUCCGCUCGAGAUUGCUUUGAUGGGGUCUAUAGAGCUAUUGAUAUCUAUCUUCAGUCCCAUCCUACUCUUUCUUUUGAGGAGCGAUCAAGGCUAUGUAGAUGCCUCAACUACCAAAAGCUUACAUUCGAAACAAGCAAAGACCUUGCCAAGAAUCCUAGAAUCCCACCAAAUAUUGCUGUUCAAGCACUCAUGUCACAGCUGUCCAAAGUACCCCAGUUUGUAUAUCACAACAGUCCCAGCGGCAGCAAUGGCAAUUACUCCCAUAUGAUCUUGUUCAAUGGCAGCAUAGACUCAUCAGAGGAGAGUUCUUCACAAGGGACUGAAGAUAUGAAACUGAAUUUGCAAAAGAUGCAAUGGAAAGUGGUAGAGUUGGAGAAGGCAUGCAAGGAAAUGAAGGGUCAGAUGUCAAAGUUGUUAAGGCAUAACACUGCCAUUACCCCUUGUUACAAUGCAACUUUGCCAAGAUUUUGUUGA